Messenger RNA from Racocetra persica, 1564 nucleotides. The record is from the annotation of a GenBank genome assembly. NCBI's taxonomy places the organism in Eukaryota, Fungi, Glomeromycota, Glomeromycetes, Diversisporales, Gigasporaceae.
AUGUCAGAUAUUUCUCAUGUAAUUCCAAUCGAGGAAGCUCCAGAUAAAAAUAAGAAAAUUUUGGAAAUUGCCUGUUCGCCUAACUUAAAAUAUGUUGCUGUGUUGUACGAAAAUAGCAAUAUUAGUCUUUUGCCAAUUGUUAGUCAAGAGCAAUAUUUAAAGAAUGACAAAACAAUUAAUAUUGGCAACAUUUACACAAAAGAAAAUGGUGAAAGAAUAUUUGCAAUUUCUGAUUAUAAAUAUGUUGCAAUAAGUCUUGACAGAAACAAACCUUACAAUUUCAUUACUACAAUGUUGGUAAUAGAUAGAUUUCACUUGAUUGCUUCUAGAAAAGGAGAAAGAUUAUUAUUUAUUUCAGGAAAGCAAUAUAAUUUAGUAGACCCUUAUAAUCUCAAACAUCCAAAAAGUGCGAGCAAGCUUUUUAAUAAAAAAACACAAAUUCAAGAACCAUACAUAAUUAAAUCGAAUGAAGUGUCGGAUAAAACAAUUUAUGCGAUUGACGGAAAAUUGUUAAUCGAUGAAUUAGUGCCUGAUAAUACUGAUGAUUGGGUCAAGUAUUUACGAAAAGAACUGAAAGACAUAAAUAGCAUUACAGCCCUGUCUAAAAAGACAAUUGAUAUUAUAAAUAAAAUUAUAAAUAACAAAUUAACUGAUUAUUAUAAUGUUGGCAGAAAAAAAGAAUUUACUGGGGAAUCUUUAAAAUGGGGAUUAGAAGUAGAUGAUUUAUCAGUCAAACUUACAGUAAUUGAUUAUGAUCUUCGCAAGAAACAAUGGAAAUCAGAUGAUAAAAAAAAAGAGUUGGGUGACAUUAAGGACAUUAAGAUGCAUUAUUAUUGGAAUUACUGGAAUGGUCGUUUAGAUAAAUUCGAAUUUGAAAUGGUAAAAUUUAGAAAUUUCUUUAUGGAUAAAAUUUCAAGAAGAAUUCUUCCUGCUUCAAGUUACGAAACAAUCUAUAGAAAUUUAAAAGUUAAAUUCGGAAAAGAAGAAGUACAGCUUUUCAGGACAUUUUUGAAAGAUAAUGUCUUUGAAGAUUUUUAUUUAACUUGCUACGGAAAAAUUCUUAUGGAAACAUUUAUUAAAUUAAAGGAUGAUAAAUGGUUCCUUCUAAGAUUGAAAUUUCAGACACCAUUUCUUCAGAUCUUUCCAGUUAUGGAAGAUACAUUUAUUGAUAUAUUAAUUUCUAAUUUUUGGGAUCGUUGGAUUAAAUUUCAAAAUAGUCAUCCACUCUUUCGAGAUUCAAUUGUAAGGCCUGUUAUCAAUUUUUAUUAUAGAGGUCAUAUUGUAGGUCAUAGUUCAACAAUACUUGCAAUUCCUUUACCAAACUUAGUUUAUUAUCCAAAAGAAUAUAACUUUUGGAAAGAACUAUUGCUACCUACUUUUGCACAUUCAUUCCACCUUUUAUUGCGUUAUUCCAUUGAUCAGAAUGACCCACUGAAUUCGGUUACUAUGGAUCCUAAUAGUGUAAUUGAAUACAACUCUUCACUCACUGAAUCUUAUAUUGCGACUGAAAACAUGUUUACAAUGAUGGGCUCAGCAAUUUCAGCUGUUUAUCUUAUGCUAAGAG